Messenger RNA from Acaulospora morrowiae, 1857 nucleotides. The record is from the annotation of a GenBank genome assembly. NCBI's taxonomy places the organism in Eukaryota, Fungi, Glomeromycota, Glomeromycetes, Diversisporales, Acaulosporaceae.
AUGAAUCAAAAUCGUUUGUGCGUCUUAGCAAUAGUUUUAUUAAUCACAACCAUUUCCAUAACGCAUUCAUUUCCAAGCGGAGAACUUAGGAGAGAUAAUGAUGCGUGUACUAAUCUCAAGCAGACCUACUUAAAAACACAUGAGAUUAAAUAUGCCGACGUAAAAGGCUGUUAUGAAUCUUUUCCUUAUAAUUCUGCUAGGUCAUCCGAGCUCAUAGAUAUAUUUAAACGACUCUAUGGGAAUUUCUAUGUACAUUUGAAUAAAGCCAAGGAGCCUCCCCAGCCUGGAUUUGACUAUAAACCCGUUGAUUUGCUAAAGGAAUUCGAUCUCUUGGUUGAAAAGAAUUAUCAAUCAGAUUUUGAAUUUACGACUGCCAUUGUAGAUCUUUUAUCCGAGAUGAAAGAUGCUCACGUUUCUUUUAAUCCAAAUUGCUAUUCCAUAUUUCAAUUUGCCCAAGAAAUUUAUUUAUACUCAGUCGUAAAACCUGACGGAACUCAAGUAAUCCAAGUUUAUGAAUAUAAGAAAGAUCCGUCCUUGGUAGAUUGUGAAGUCACCCACAUCAAUGGAGAACCCGUAUUCGAUGUAUUGAUAAAAUAUGCUAAAACUAAAAUAAGCGUAUCGCGUGAUCUCGGAGUUAGAUUUAAUAGUGCCUUAAGAUCUCCCCUUAGACUUGGUUAUUUUGCUCAGCGUACAAAGCUACCUGAAGAUGAAAUCAUUUCUUAUGACAUCUUAUGUUCAGGACAAAAAUCUCACCUUGAAAUUCCUUGGAAUAUCACCAUCACAAAUAGUUCCUUAUUUAACCAGUUUGAAGAUGCGAGUAGUUACUUUGAAAAUCUGUGUGCUAAUCCUGAUAAGAAACUCUCAACUUCUGCCAGUUCAGAUAGCAUAGGAAAAAAUGACGCCCAGUCUGCUGAUGCAGAACCUUUUCUAGAAGUGCAAGAUGUCGCAAAGUUCUAUCAAUUAGAUGAUAUCGGUGUUGUGCGGGUUUAUUCAUUUGGUAUUCCAGGGGCAACUACAAACGACUUUCCGAACAUUUAUAAGAGUCUUAUUGAUGGAUUUAAUCUAUUGACUCAAGCUAAUGUUAAAAAGAUUGUCCUUGAUUUCACUGAUAACGGUGGAGGAUACGUAGAUAUCUCUUCAUUUCUCAACAUUCUUUUACUUGAUGCAAGUGAUCAAAUCUACACACUUCCGGAUGAUAUGAGAGUAUCCAAAAUCGCAGAGCUUGCAUUUAAAAAAAGUACUACUGAGAAUGUUGUAUAUGAUGAAAUUUUUAACGCUCAUCUUAAAAUAGACGCUGUCACAGGAGAGCUUUUUAACACAUCAGAGGAAUUUAUUGGCACUAAUUAUUAUAAUCGUGGGGGCGAUGAAGUUAAGUUUACGAACAAGUAUGUAAACAAACUCUCCACUUCUGCUGCGGAAAGUUCAAAAAACAUUACAAAGUUACCAUGGAAACCAAGUGAUAUGAUUAUUUUAACAAACGGGUUCUGUGGAUCAUCAUGCUCUCUUACCACAAAUUACUUGACCGAGAUAGGUCAAGUUCCCACUGUAGCAGUAGGAGGUUUUUAUAAUAAACCGCUUUCAUUUGCUUCAUUUGCUUCUGGAGGUGUCAUACCAACCGAUGCACUUAUAUAUACUUUACAAAUUUUGGGAUUUAACAGUAGCACAGAUCCUAGUUUUUAUAACAUUAAAGCUUCCGCACAAUUCACUCACGUGGAAACUUAUAGUAUAGUUAAUCCUGAUGAGGUACUCGAAUUCACAUUUAGACCCGCCAAAUACAGGUUGUAUUAUGACAAGGAAAGCAUUAGAAAUAUCACUGUAUUAUGGCGCAAAGCUGCCUCUUUUAUUGAAAGCUCUUAA